AAAAAAUACGGAUCCUAGCCUUCACGGCAAGCGCCAGUAAAAUUCGUAGCGAUCGCCAUCGCUACUGUUGCGACUCUUCACUAAUCUCGCCGUCGUCUCCGACUCGGACAGAGACUCACUGCUGAUCUCUCUCUGUCUAUAUCUCUACAAAACCCCCCUGCAAAUCUCCCACCAAACAUUCACUGCCAUCGCCCUGGUUCGCUGAGAUAGAAAGAUUCAGCUCAUCCCCUCGUAACUGCUCCCCCACCCACAAGGAAGAAGGCGGAAAAAAAAAAUCCUGGGUUUUCCAUUUUCCCACAGACCCAUCUUCGGAAUCGCCGUUCUUGAAUCCUCCCGCACCCCGAAACGGAAGAAAGGAAGGAAUUUUCGCGUGCCCGUCGUGCUGCAUCGCGGUGUCCGUGCGUGGGUGUGUCCGCGUUUGUGAGGGAGGGAGGCAGAGGGAGAGAGAGAGAGAGAGAGAGAGAGGGGCGGAUUGGAGUGAAAUUGGGUUAGCAGCGACACAUGAAGAGGCUAAAGAGCUAUUACAUGCACCUGAGGCACCCUCAGACGAUGGAGCGGAGGUGGAUCUUCCCUCUGGCCAUCGGCUCGAUCGUGUCUCUCUUCCUGCUCUUCCUCACCACGCUGACCUCGCAGGAGGGCGUGCCGUUGUUCCCCUUCUACCGGUCCUCCUCCGCAUCGAGCUCCCCCUUCGUCGAAACCAAGCUCCACCCACUCCCCGUCUCCGCCGUACCGCCGCCGCCUCGCUUCGCCUACUUGAUCUCCGGCUCGACCGGCGACGGGUCGAUGCUCAGGAGGACGUUGAUGGCCCUGUACCACCCGCGGAACCAGUACGUUGUCCACUUGGACCUCGAGUCCAAGCCCGAGGAGAGGUUGGAUCUGCAGCGUUUCGUGGAGACGCACCCCGUGUUUGCGAAAUUUAAGAACGUGAGGAUGAUUACCAAGGCCAAUCUCGUCACUUACAGAGGGCCGACGAUGGUGGCUAACACGCUCCAUGCCGCGGCUAUCUUGUUGAGGGAAGGUGGGGAUUGGGAUUGGUUCAUCAAUCUCAGUGCUUCGGAUUACCCACUUGUCACUCAAGAUGAUCUGCUGCAUACGUUUUCGUACCUGCCGAGAGAUCUUAACUUCAUUGAUCACACUAGCAACAUUGGAUGGAAAGAGUUCCAAAGGGCGAAGCCGAUUAUUAUGGAUCCCGGUUUGUACAUGACAAAGAAAGCUGAUGUUUUCUGGGUUACUCAGAGGAGAAGUGUGCCGACGGCCUUUAAGCUCUUUACAGGGUCUGCUUGGAUGGCUCUGACCCGACCCUUCAUUGAUUACUGCAUAUGGGGAUGGGACAACCUACCACGUACCGUUCUCAUGUACUAUGCCAACUUCAUAUCGUCUCCAGAAGGCUAUUUUCACACUGUGAUCUGCAAUGCGCAAGAGUUUCGUAACACCACUGUGAACAGCGACCUCCACUUCAUAUCGUGGGACAAUCCUCCGAAGCAGCAUCCCCAUUAUCUCAACCUCGCCGAUAUGCAGAAGAUGAUCAAUAGCAACGCUCCUUUUGCGAGGAAGUUCCCCCGAAACGAUCCGGUGCUCGAUAAGAUUGAUUCCGAGCUGUUGUCUCGUGGGCCCGACAUGCUCGUUCCUGGUGGUUGGUGCAUUGGGAGCAGAGAGAACGGGAGUGAUCCAUGCUCCGUUGCUGGUGAGCCCAUGGUUCUCCGGCCAAGCCCAGGAGCAAAGAGGAUUGAGAAGCUGAUCAGCACUCUGUUGUCAAGUGAGAAUUUUCGACCUAGACAGUGCAAGUAGCAAGAAAUGACAACUUAUGCAGUGAUCAUUCAAACUGAGCUUAGGUCGAUACAAGAGGGAACAAAAUACAAAAGGUCAUGAUCAGGUGAUUAUAUUUCAUUGGCGGGUGGAAGCUUUGGAUUACAAUGUAUAUGCGGUUGGUAUUACAGAAGUGAAUUCAGUCGUCGGUUAGGAUGCUUGGGAUUUACUUCGCAAUGCUUCUGCUGGAAACUCAACAGACUAACCGUCUUCGACCAUAUAGCCGAUUUUACCACUUUGCUUCUCCUUUUCAAAUUGUAUUUAGUGAUCCGUUUCCCCAUUCUGAAUCGAAGCUUAUUUUUGGGCUGAUGGUGUAUGAAACAUUCGUGGAUGAAAAUCGAAGAAUCGAAAUUGGUAUAAUUUAUUCACAA
Molecule: messenger RNA, 2177 nt
Organism: Syzygium oleosum
Lineage: Eukaryota; Viridiplantae; Streptophyta; Magnoliopsida; Myrtales; Myrtaceae
Product: beta-glucuronosyltransferase GlcAT14B
Exons: 4
Coding region: 502-1788 (428 amino acids)
Cellular component (GO): membrane
Molecular function (GO): glucuronosyltransferase activity
Source: RefSeq, a predicted model, not a curated record